CACAUGUGCAAGACCUGACUGCGUGAACUUCGUUUGAGUUUGAAAGCCAUGGAUGACAACAGUGCUGCGGAUGCAUUACUGACACCAAAGCAAGAUGGCAAAUCGCGCAGCGAGGAAGAGGAUGAGGAACACGACACAAAGGGCCAAGUGCCACCAACUACGAAGAAACCCACCGAUCGAGGCCGAGGUUCGAAGCGCCCACCAACUCAUGAAAGCGAUCCUACAGUUAGCCCUACGACUGGGCGGGGUCGAAAGCGUCAGACGCUCAGCUCUGACGCGGUGCCAGAGACGGAGGAGGCAAAGGAUCGCGAGAUCCGGCGCUUGCAGCAAGAGUUGGCAGAUCAAAAAUCGCAGAUGCAAAACCUGCAUGUUCUUGCAAACAAAGGGCGCACUUUGCUGGCUCAGAGCUUGGUCGACAUUGCCAAGAUCGAACGAGAAAAGGAGCGUACCCGCCUGUUCCAUGAAGGAGUUCGAGUUGGCAAGUACAAGCCUUCCCUGGCCUUUGGGCAAGCUGAUGGCUGGGAGGGUGGUACUGAAAAAGAGGCCAUCGAACAGCUGAAAGCCAAGCUGAACCAGGAGAAAGUAUCGGUGGAAUUCGAACGCCGAUCUCUUCAGAGGCAAAUCAAGAAGGCCAUCGAGCCGGACGACGGGGAAAAGGACGCCCAAUCAAACCCUACGGAGGAUCCAGAUGACCCAACAGAGCUUCGAGAAGUGUGCAACCAUCGCGCCGAAUACAUCAGGCGCGAAGAAGCAGCCCUCAAAGAGCGAGAAAACCGGUUGAUGGCCGACAGGACGCUCUAUCAAAAGCAAGUGCUGCUGGCCAGCACUGAAGACCGUUCCCGCUUUAGAUUUUAUCCCAGACUAAAGGACAGAUUUCAACUGCUCAAUGCGAUUGGCAAAGGAGGCUUUAGCGAAAUCUACAAGGCGUUUGAUUUAGAGCAGAUGUGCAUGUGCGCCAUCAAGAUUCAGGAAAUUGAAGCAAAGAUGUCAGAUGCACAGCGGCAGGAUUUGGUGAGAUGGGCCCUUAGGGAAUGCGAAAUACAGAAAAGUUUGCGGCAUCCUCGCAUUGUACAGCUACGCGAGUGCUUCGCUUUGGACAUUAAUGCCUUCGUCAUCGUCCUGGAGCUAUGUCAGGGAGAGACACUGGAUAUGAGACUCAAGAUGCAUGGGCCCAUGCCUGAGAAGGAGGCCAAGGCCAUUACGGUCCAGAUCCUGAGUGGCCUGCGGCACUUGAACGUCUCUGGUCGGAAGAUCAUCCACUAUGACAUCAAACCAUCAAAUGUGUUUUAUGAUGCUGGACAGGUGAAAAUUGGAGAUUUCGGCCUCUCAAAGAUGGCAGACAGUCCAGAGGGCAUGAUCGAUUUAUCGACGCGCGGAGCCGGAACAUCCUGGUACUUGCCACCGGAAUGUCAUGAAUCCGCAUCGCCCACAAUAAACAGCAAAGUCGAUGUCUGGAGCACAGGGGUGGUCUUUUUUGAAAUGCUUUACAACCGUCGUCCCUUCGGCGAGGGCCAGACACAGGACGCAUUCCGGCGUCAGACGGCGGUGGAAGGCACCUUCGAUUUGGUCUUUCCAACAUCGCCCAAGGUUUCCUCAGAAGCCAUCAAGUUCCUGCGCAAGCUUCUGACUCGAGACCGAGAGCAGAGGCCAGAUGUACUGGAAGCCCUUCGGGAUCCCUACAUUCGCAAAUCUUGGAAUGAUCAGUCUGCACGUAGUCGCAAGUCGGACCUGACGAGCCCCAAAGUCUCCGCAACGUGACCUUGAACGACUAGGUCAGAGGCCCUGGGUCAUUGGCGAAGUCCUCCCCCAAAAAAGGUAAAUGAAUGUUUGGAGACUUUGGCCGUUGCGUGCGUCUCUUCCCAGGGUCCCUGCACUUCAAAAGGGAACCACUUGCUGUGCGAGUCGUUUUCCAGUUUAUAUGGCAGAACACUUUGAAGGGACAUCUUGGGUCUCCCGGCCAGGCUAGGAAGCGUCCUGC
Molecule: messenger RNA, 1978 nt
Organism: Durusdinium trenchii
Lineage: Eukaryota; Dinophyceae; Suessiales; Symbiodiniaceae
Source: the annotation of a GenBank genome assembly